[Torrubiella] hemipterigena is the source of this 3133-nucleotide messenger RNA. The record is from the annotation of a GenBank genome assembly. NCBI's taxonomy places the organism in Eukaryota, Fungi, Ascomycota, Sordariomycetes, Hypocreales, Clavicipitaceae.
CUUCAAAGCUGAGUUUGAAAUUUAUUGUAAUCUAGUAAAUACUAAACAAGUCAGUAAAACCAUCAGCUGCCAUGACUUCCUGAAAUAUCAGCAGGUACAGGUCACAUAUUGUGUCAUCCAGCGUCUCGGACAAUAACACCAUGGAUUCCAUCAUGUCUUCCCCAUUAGCAUCCUCAGUUCCUUCCAUCUCCUCCGAUGAUGAGGACGGGGCAUCGACAGUCUCAUCUGCUACAACAACCACCACGCCAUCACAAAGCUUAAGCAAUGUUUGCAUUUUGGAAGAAAUCAAAGCCAUCAUCGACCCUAAAGUUGACAACACCCGUUUGUGCAAGGAGCCUGUCCUCCCAGCCAUUCCCAAAAGCGUCGAUAUCCAACCACUAUCAUCAGAUGCUGCCACGCCAGACAAUUGGAUCCCGCGUGAUGAGCGAAUGAUUCGUCUUACCGGCAAGCACCCCUGUAACACUGAAGCACCCCUCUCUACGCUUUUCAACGCUGGCUUCCUAACACCUCAAAACCUCUUCUACGUCCGAAACCAUGGUGACGUGCCAUGCAUACAAAAGGAUGCGGCGAUAUCCUGGAGACUCCGCGUUCACGGCCUCGUUGAAAACGAGCUAGACAUUUCCGUCUCCGAGCUAAAACAACUCUUCGAAGUCGUUACCCUUCCCGUCACGCUUGUUUGUGCUGGAAAUCGCAGGAAAGAGCAAAACGUAGUAAGCAAAGGCCUUGGAUUCAAUUGGGGCGCUGCUGGCGUCUCAACUGGGCUCUUUACAGGUGUAUAUCUCGCCGAUAUUCUGGCUUACUGCAAACCAAAACGACCAUUCUAUGCAAGUUAUCCGCUCGACACUGUGUCAGGCCGCGCACGGCAUGUCAUUUUUGAGGGCGCCGACCAGCUACCCAACGGCAGAUAUGGAACAUCACAAAAGCUUAGCCUAGCGGCGGACAGGAACCGCGGCAUGUUACUUGCUUGGGGUUUGAACGGCGAGGACCUCAUGCCUGACCAUGGAUAUCCGCUCCGGCUAAUUGUCCCGGGCCAGAUCGGCGGCCGCAUGGUCAAGUGGCUGACCAGAAUCGAAGUAUCUGACACCGAGAGCCAGCAUCACCUGCACUUCUUUGAUAACAAGAUGCUACCCACGCAGGUGUCUGCAGACCAAGCGAGGCUCGAGAAGAAGUGGUGGUACGAUCCCAAAUAUAUUAUCAACGAGCUAAAUGUCAAUGCUGCAAUUUGCUCUCCCGCUCAUAACGAGUCGGUUGCUGCCGAUACGCAAACAAUCGUUUUCCAAGGCUAUGCGUACGCUGGGGGUGGCCGCCGCGUAAGUCGCGUAGAAAUCACUUUGGAUGAUGGAAAAACAUGGUCUCUGGCGGAUAUUACCUAUUCAGAAGACUUGUAUCGCGCUCAUCCCGUUGAACAGCAUGCUUACUACGGGACCCUUGAUCUUAGCGUCACGGAUAAUUGCUUCUGCUGGUGUUUCUGGCGACUCGAAGUGAAGUUGCAGUCUCUGAUCGAUCGGAAUGUCAGUUUUGUUGCUCUUCGCGCGACGGACGACGCUCUGAACACUAUGCCACGGGACAUGUAUUGGAACGCGACGUCGAUGAUGAACUCCUGGUGGUUUCGCGUCGCUGUUCAUCAAGGUUCUGAUGGGAGAGUUAGAUUUGAACACCCGACUCUAGCAGGUAAUGUUGGUGGCGGGUGGAUGCAGCGAACAAAAGAUGAUGGUCAGGAUCCGAGGUUUGCUCGCUUUGGUGGUCAUGGGAUUGCUUUGAAAAGUAAUCGUCUGACUGUUCCAGCAGAAACGGAGACACAGGAUGUGUUGGUCGAUCCAUCGCUCAUAUCCCACAUCAUAACUGAAGAGAACUUUGCCCAGCAUUCCAAUAGCGCCUCAUCACCCUGGUUUAUCGUCAAUGGGCACGUCUAUGACGGUGGACGAUUCCUUGCUGACCACCCAGGUGGUGCCGACUCGAUUCGUCUAGUAGCCGGCGAGGAUGCUACGGACGACUUUAUGGCCAUUCACUCCAUGGAUGCAAAGAAGAUGAUGCCGAGUUUCCACCUAGGCAAACUGGUAGAGACCAGUCAACUCAAUAUUGCUAGCGUUGAGUCUGAGGACGACGAUCAGUCCAAGCCGUUUCUGCACCCGAAGAAGUGGAAGCUAACGAGAUUGAUCUCUAAGAAAACGAUCUCGCCGGAUAGUAGAAUCUUUCGGUUUGCCCUUUCCAGAGAAGACGAAGUACUCGGUCUGCCUGUCGGUCAGCAUAUUUACUUGAGAGUAACGAACAAGACCACUGGCGAGGUCAUCCAACGCAUGUAUACACCCUACAGCGGGAACAUGCAGCGCGGCUUCCUUGACAUUCUUAUCAAAGUUUAUUUUCCCAAGGCCGCUACGGAAUCAACAACUGCAUUUGCUGGUGGUCGCAUGACCAUGCUCCUGGAGAAUGCUGAAUCUGAAUCCGAAGACCUGACUAUGGAGCUCAAAGGUCCAUUCGGUCACUUUACAUACCUUGGUGCGGGGUUCGUUGAGUGGCCAGCAUCAGGGCAGAAAUUAAAAAUUAAAAAUUAUGUCAUGAUUGCAGGGGGGAGCGGGAUUACUCCAAUUUGGUCAACUCUCAAAGCCAUUGCAGAUGAAUACACCGAUGGUGAAGAGAUGCCGCAGAUUUGGCUGAUUUAUGGAAACCGCACGAAGGCCGACGUACUCCUCUAUGAAGAGCUUUUACAAUUGGGGGCGAAGCUUGACGGUCAUUUACACGUUAGGCAUGUUCUCAGUGGUGAGAUAAACAGUACGGCAACAUUGCAGAGCUUUAGCUGCGGCCGUAUAGAUCUUGAGUUCUUGCGAGAAAGCAUCCCGUCGCCGCCCUCCAAUGAGCCACUAGAUACGCUUGCGUUAGUCUGUGGCCCGAAACCAAUGGAAGCGUCUAUAUCUGCGUCACUAAAAGAUUUAGGAUGGAAUUUGGAUAAGCAUGUAGUUUUAUUUUGAUAAUAAUCUCAACCAUAUUUCAUCAAUCACCGCGUGAAGUGUUAGCAAGCGUACGUAGUUACUUUUGUGGAUGCCACAUACUUCAGCCCAAGACCCUCUCCAAGGACAUAGUUAGACUGGACAAUGAGCCAUACCUGAUAACUGACCCCCCUGUGCCACGCCUCCGC